AUGGAGCAAACAGUGCUUGUACCACCAGGACCUGACAGCUUCAACUUCUUCACCAGAGAAUCUCUUGCGGCUAUUGAAAGACGCAUUGCAGAAGAAAAGGCUAAGAAUCCCAAACCAGACAAGAAAGAUGAUGACGAAAAUGGCCCAAAGCCAAAUAGUGACUUGGAAGCUGGAAAGAACCUUCCUUUUAUUUAUGGAGACAUCCCUCCAGAGAUGGUGUCAGAGCCGCUGGAGGACCUGGACCCAUACUAUAUCAAUAAAAAAACUUUUAUAGUAUUGAAUAAAGGGAAGGCCAUCUUCCGGUUCAGUGCCACCUCUGCCCUGUACAUUUUAACUCCCUUCAAUCCUCUUAGGAAAAUAGCUAUUAAGAUUUUGGUACAUUCAUUAUUCAGCAUGCUAAUUAUGUGCACUAUUUUGACAAACUGUGUGUUUAUGACAAUGAGUAACCCUCCUGACUGGACAAAGAAUGUAGAGUACACCUUCACAGGAAUAUAUACUUUUGAAUCACUUAUAAAAAUUAUUGCAAGGGGCUUCUGUUUAGAAGACUUUACUUUCCUUCGAGACCCAUGGAACUGGCUCGACUUCACUGUCAUUACAUUCGCAUACGUGACAGAGUUUGUGGACCUGGGCAAUGUCUCAGCGCUAAGAACAUUCAGAGUUCUCCGAGCACUGAAAACAAUUUCAGUCAUCCCAGGCCUGAAGACCAUUGUGGGGGCCCUGAUCCAGUCAGUGAAGAAGCUCUCUGAUGUCAUGAUUCUGACUGUGUUCUGUCUGAGUGUGUUUGCACUGAUCGGGCUGCAGCUAUUCAUGGGCAACCUGCGGAAUAAAUGUGUACAAUGGCCUCCCACCAAUGCUUCUCUAGAGGAACAUAGUAUAGAGAGGAAUAUAACUGUGAAUUAUAAUGGCACGCUUGUCAACGAAACUCUCAUUGAGUUUGACUGGAAAUCAUAUAUUCAAGAUUCAAGAUAUCAUUAUUUUCUGGAGGGUAUUUUGGAUGCACUCCUAUGUGGAAAUAGCUCUGAUGCAGGUCAAUGUCCAGAAGGAUAUAUGUGUGUGAAAGCUGGUAGAAAUCCUAAUUAUGGCUACACAAGCUUUGAUACCUUCAGUUGGGCUUUUUUGUCUCUGUUUCGACUGAUGACUCAGGACUUCUGGGAAAAUCUUUAUCAGCUGACAUUACGUGCUGCAGGAAAAACAUACAUGAUAUUUUUUGUGCUGGUCAUUUUCUUGGGCUCAUUCUAUCUGAUAAAUUUGAUCCUGGCUGUGGUGGCCAUGGCCUACGAGGAACAGAAUCAGGCCACCUUGGAAGAAGCAGAACAGAAAGAGGCUGAAUUUCAGCAGAUGCUCGAACAGCUUAAAAAGCAACAGGAGGCAGCUCAGCAGGCAGCAGCUGUAACUGCCUCAGAGCAUUCCAGAGAACCUAGUGCCGCCGGGGGGCUCUCCGACAGCUCAUCUGAAGCAUCCAAGUUGAGUUCCAAGAGUGCUAAGGAAAGAAGAAACCGGAGAAAGAAAAGAAAACAGAAAGAGCAGUCAGGUGGGGAAGAGAAAGAUGAGGAUGAAUUCCAUAAAUCUGAAUCUGAAGACAGCAUCAGGAGGAAAGGGUUUCGCUUCUCCAUAGAAGGGAACAGAUUGACCUAUGAAAAGAGGUACUCCUCCCCGCACCAGUCUUUGUUGAGCAUCCGUGGCUCCCUAUUUUCUCCAAGGCGAAAUAGCAGAACAAGCCUUUUCAGCUUUAGAGGGCGAGCAAAGGAUGUGGGAUCAGAGAAUGACUUUGCGGAUGAUGAGCACAGUACGUUUGAGGAUAACGAGAGCCGGAGAGACUCCUUGUUUGUGCCACGACGACACGGAGAGCGACGCAACAGUAACCUGAGUCAGACCAGUAGGUCUUCCCGGAUGCUGGCAGUGUUUCCAGCGAAUGGGAAGAUGCACAGCACUGUGGAUUGCAAUGGUGUGGUUUCCUUGGUUGGUGGACCUUCAGUUCCUACAUCGCCUGUUGGACAGCUUCUGCCAGAGGUGAUAAUAGAUAAGCCAGCUACUGAUGACAAUGGAACAACCACCGAAACUGAGAUGAGGAAGAGAAGGUCAAGUUCUUUCCAUGUUUCCAUGGACUUUCUAGAAGAUCCUUCCCAAAGGCAAAGAGCAAUGAGCAUAGCCAGCAUUUUAACAAAUACAGUAGAAGAACUUGAAGAAUCCAGACAGAAAUGCCCACCCUGUUGGUAUAAAUUUUCCAACAUAUUCUUAAUCUGGGACUGUUCACCAUACUGGUUAAAAGUGAAACAUAUUGUCAACCUGGUUGUAAUGGACCCAUUUGUUGACCUGGCCAUCACCAUCUGUAUUGUCUUAAAUACCCUUUUCAUGGCCAUGGAGCACUAUCCAAUGACGGAACAUUUCAAUAAUGUGCUUACAGUAGGAAACUUGGUUUUCACUGGAAUCUUUACAGCAGAAAUGUUCCUGAAAAUUAUUGCCAUGGAUCCUUACUAUUAUUUCCAAGAAGGCUGGAAUAUCUUUGAUGGUUUUAUUGUGACACUUAGCCUGGUUGAACUUGGCCUCGCCAAUGUGGAAGGAUUAUCAGUUCUCCGUUCAUUCCGACUGCUCCGAGUUUUCAAGUUGGCAAAAUCUUGGCCAACAUUGAAUAUGCUGAUAAAGAUCAUUGGCAACUCAGUGGGGGCUCUGGGUAACCUCACCUUGGUGUUGGCCAUCAUUGUCUUCAUUUUUGCUGUGGUCGGCAUGCAGCUCUUUGGUAAGAGCUACAAAGAUUGUGUCUGCAAGAUCUCUACCAGCUGUGAGCUCCCACGCUGGCACAUGAAUGACUUCUUCCACUCCUUUCUAAUUGUCUUCCGCGUGCUGUGUGGGGAGUGGAUAGAAACCAUGUGGGACUGCAUGGAGGUCGCUGGUCAAGCCAUGUGCCUUACUGUCUUCAUGAUGGUCAUGGUGAUUGGAAACUUGGUGGUCCUGAACCUCUUUCUGGCCUUGCUACUGAGCUCAUUUAGUGCAGACAAUCUUGCAGCCACAGAUGAUGAUAAUGAAAUGAACAAUCUCCAAAUAGCUGUGGACAGGAUGCACAAGGGAGUAGCUUACGUGAAGAGAAAAAUAUAUGAAUUCAUUCAACAAUCCUUUGUUAGGAAACAAAAGAUUUUAGAUGAAAUUAAACCACUUGAUGAUCUAAACAAUAAGAAAGACAGUUGUAUGUCCAAUCAUACAACAGAAAUUGGAAAAGAUCUUGACUAUCUUAAAGACGUGAAUGGAACCACAAGUGGAAUAGGAACCGGCAGCAGUGUUGAAAAAUACAUUAUUGAUGAAAGCGAUUACAUGUCAUUCAUAAACAAUCCCAGUCUUACUGUGACUGUACCAAUCGCUGUAGGAGAGUCUGACUUUGAAAACUUAAACACAGAGGACUUCAGUAGUGAAUCAGAUCUGGAAGAAAGCAAAGAGAAACUCAAUGAAAGCAGUAGCUCCUCUGAAGGCAGCACUGUAGACAUUGGUGCACCUGCAGAAGAACAGCCUAUAGUGGAACCGGAGGAAACCCUUGAACCUGAGGCCUGUUUCACUGAAGGCUGUGUACAAAGAUUUAAAUGUUGUCAAAUCAGUGUAGAAGAAGGGAGAGGAAAACAAUGGUGGAACCUGAGAAGAACAUGUUUCCGAAUAGUUGAACAUAACUGGUUUGAGACCUUCAUUGUUUUCAUGAUUCUCCUUAGUAGUGGUGCACUGGCAUUUGAAGACAUAUAUAUUGAUCAGAGAAAGACAAUUAAGACAAUGUUGGAAUAUGCUGACAAGGUUUUCACUUACAUUUUCAUUCUGGAAAUGCUUCUAAAAUGGGUGGCAUAUGGCUAUCAAACAUAUUUCACCAAUGCCUGGUGUUGGCUAGACUUCUUAAUUGUUGAUGUUUCAUUGGUCAGUUUAACAGCAAACGCCUUGGGUUACUCAGAACUUGGUGCCAUCAAAUCUCUCAGGACACUAAGAGCUCUGAGACCUCUAAGAGCCUUAUCGCGAUUUGAAGGGAUGAGGGUGGUUGUGAAUGCCCUUUUAGGAGCAAUUCCAUCCAUCAUGAAUGUGCUUCUGGUUUGUCUUAUAUUCUGGCUAAUUUUCAGCAUCAUGGGCGUAAAUUUGUUUGCUGGCAAAUUCUACCACUGUAUUAACACCACAACUGGUGACAUGUUUGACAUCACCGAAGUGAAUAAUCAUUCUGAUUGCCUAAAACUAAUAGAAAGAAAUGAGACUGCCCGAUGGAAAAAUGUGAAAGUAAACUUUGAUAAUGUAGGAUUUGGGUAUCUCUCUUUGCUUCAAGUUGCCACAUUUAAGGGAUGGAUGGAUAUAAUGUAUGCAGCAGUUGAUUCCAGAAAUGUUGAACUCCAGCCUAAGUAUGAGGAAAGUCUAUACAUGUAUCUUUACUUUGUUAUUUUCAUCAUCUUUGGGUCCUUCUUCACCUUGAACCUGUUUAUUGGUGUUAUCAUAGAUAAUUUCAACCAGCAAAAAAAGAAGUUUGGAGGUCAAGACAUCUUCAUGACAGAAGAACAGAAGAAAUACUAUAAUGCCAUGAAAAAAUUAGGAUCGAAAAAGCCACAAAAGCCUAUACCACGACCAGGAAACAAAUUUCAAGGAAUGGUCUUUGACUUUGUAACCAGACAAGUUUUUGACAUAAGCAUCAUGAUUCUCAUCUGUCUCAACAUGGUCACAAUGAUGGUAGAAACAGAUGACCAGAGUGAAUAUGUGACUAACAUUUUGUCACGCAUCAACCUGGUGUUCAUUGUGUUGUUCACUGGAGAGUGUGUGCUGAAGCUCAUCUCCCUCCGCCAUUAUUAUUUUACCAUAGGCUGGAAUAUUUUUGAUUUUGUGGUUGUCAUUCUCUCCAUUGUAGGCAUGUUUCUCGCUGAGCUGAUAGAAAAAUACUUUGUGUCCCCCACCCUGUUCCGAGUGAUCCGGCUCGCCAGGAUCGGUCGAAUCUUGCGUCUGAUCAAAGGGGCCAAGGGGAUCCGCACACUGCUCUUUGCUCUGAUGAUGUCCCUCCCUGCCUUGUUUAACAUCGGCCUCCUGCUCUUCCUGGUCAUGUUCAUCUACGCCAUCUUUGGAAUGUCCAACUUUGCCUAUGUCAAGAGGGAAGUUGGAAUUGAUGACAUGUUCAACUUUGAGACCUUUGGCAACAGCAUGAUCUGCUUGUUCCAAAUUACCACCUCGGCUGGCUGGGAUGGAUUGCUAGCACCUAUUCUCAACAGUAAACCACCCGAUUGUGAUCCUAAUAAAGUUAAUCCUGGAAGCUCAGUUAAGGGAGACUGUGGGAACCCCUCUGUGGGGAUUUUCUUUUUUGUCAGUUACAUCAUCAUCUCCUUUCUGGUUGUGGUGAACAUGUACAUCGCUGUCAUCCUGGAGAACUUCAGUGUUGCUACUGAGGAGAGUGCAGAGCCCCUGAGCGAGGAUGACUUUGAGAUGUUCUAUGAGGUUUGGGAGAAGUUUGAUCCUGAUGCCACCCAGUUCAUGGAAUUUGAAAAACUGUCUCAGUUUGCAGCUGCUCUUGAACCCCCACUCAAUUUGCCACAACCGAACAAACUCCAGCUCAUUGCCAUGGACCUGCCCAUGGUCAGUGGGGACCGGAUCCACUGUCUUGACAUCUUAUUUGCUUUUACAAAGCGGGUCCUGGGAGAGAGCGGGGAGAUGGAUGCCCUCCGAAUACAGAUGGAGGAGCGAUUCAUGGCUUCCAACCCAUCAAAGGUCUCUUAUCAGCCAAUAACUACGACUUUAAAACGGAAACAAGAGGAGGUGUCUGCUGUGAUCAUUCAGCGUGCUUACAGGCGCCACCUUUUGAAGCGAACUGUAAAACAAGCUUCGUUUACGUAUAAUAAAAAUAAAAUCAAAGGUGGGGCUAAUCUUCUUGUAAAAGAAGACAUGAUAAUUGACAGAAUCAAUGAAAACUCGAUUACGGAAAAAACCGAACUGACCAUGUCCACCGCAGCUUGUCCACCUUCCUACGAUCGGGUAACAAAGCCAAUUGUGGAAAAACAUGAGCAAGAAGGCAAAGAUGAAAAAGCCAAAGGGAAAUAAAGUGCAAAUAAAUAGGCAUGUUGAGGUGACACAUUGUUUACAGCCUGUGAAGGUGAUGUAUUUUUGUCCACAGGACUCCUUUCGGAGGUCAAUGCCAAACUGACUGUUUUUACACAAAUCUACUUAAGGUCAGUGCCUACAAUAAGACAGUGACCCCUUGUCAGAAAACUGUGACUCUGGGUAAAGGGGAGACGACCUCGACAGGAGGUUACUGUUCUCACUACCAGCUGACACUGCUGAAGACAAGAGAUCAAAUGGCUACUCGGACUGGAGGGACCAGUUCAAAGGGGUGCAAACCUAUAAUUUGGGGGUUAACAUGAAACACUUUAGUGUAGUAAUUGUAUCCACUCUUUGCAUCUCAACUGCCACAUUUGUCACAUUUUUACGAAAUCUGUUAGGGGAUUCAUCUUUUUUUUAAUCCAUGUGUUGUUUAUUAUACGUGACUAUUUUUGUAAAUGGGGUUUCUGUCGUGAAAUAGACAAAGGGCCUCUUCAACGGGUAUGCCCCCAGGGGUGAGCGCAAUCACGUGGCCUCCCAUCUGCACAAAGGUGUGGUUUGCAUGAGGGCAUGCUGCACUUAGAGAUCAUGCAUGAAAAAAAAAAGUCACAAGGAAUACAAUGAGUUCUUAAAUUCCAUCCAUGUUUCUGGGAGGGGUAAUUGGGUGAUAAUUGGAGGUGCUUUGCAGAUCUUGUUUUUGUCAAAUCCAGCUCCCCGACCAAGUAGAUCAUUUCUGGGGGGGUUGGCCAUUAAACCUUAGCAGGUGCAAACUUCAUUCAACUGUCUGGAGUCAUAAAUGUUGUGUUUCUGUUUAUUGUAUUUAAAAACAAACAACAACUGAGAAAUGAGCAUCGCUUCUCCUCUGAAGACUGAAUUGACCAAAAGAACCCUUUAUAAAUUUCUGCUUAAUCCUGCACUUUGGUUGGCCAUCUUCAGCUCAGCAAGGUUGACAACCGUAUAUGUUAAUGAAAUGCUAUUUAUUAUGUAAAUAGUCAUUUUACCCUGUGGUGCACGUUUGGGCAAACAAAUAAUGACCUAAGCACAGUAUUUAUUGCAUCAAAUACGUACCACAAGAAAUGUAGAGUGCAAGCUUUACACAGGUAAUAUAAUGUAUUCUGUACCAUUAGAGAUAGUUUGGAUGCUCUCAAUGCAUGUCUAUAUUACCAUGCUGCUGUAUCUGGUUUCUCCCAUUGCUCAGAAUCUCAUUUAUGGGAAACCAUAUGUCAGUGGUAAAGUCAAGGAAAUUGUUCAACAGAUCUCAUUUCUUUAAGUCAUUAAGCAAUAGUUUGCAGCACUUUAACAGCUUUUUGGUUAUUUUUAAAUUUUAAGUGGAUAACAUAUGGUGUAUAGCCAGACUGUACAGACAUGUUUAAAAAACAAACAAACAACAAACACUGCUUAACCUGUUAAAAAUGUGUUUAGAAUUUUAUAAGCAAAUAUAAAUACUGUAAAAAGUCAUUUUAUUUUAUUUUUCAGCAUUAUGUACAUAAAUAUGAAGAGGGAAUUAUCUUCGGGUUGAUAUCACGAUCACUUUUCUUACUUUCUGUCCAUAGUACUUUUUCAUGGAAGACAUUUGCUAACUAAGAAAUGAAAACAAGACUGGGUAGUUGUAGAUUUCUGCUUUUUUUUUAAAUUACAUCUGCUAAUUCUAGGUUAUCUCAUAAUUUUAAGGGGCAAAAUAGUUUCACAAGUCACUUCCAGACUAUGCUCUGCAAUUGGCAAAGGGCAUAAAAUUUUACUUACAUUUUUGGUAGUGCCUGCACAAGCUGAUUGAAGAUAAUGCUUAUUUUUCAUUUUUGUCGUUUUUCUUUCUAACUUGUUUUUAUUUUCAUUUCUUUGCAGUCAUGUUGCUCUAGAUUGCUGUAAAUACAAAGCGAGUUUCGCAGGGUUUUUUUUUCUUUUUUCCCACAAGAACAGAGUAGUGAACUCACAUAGACAAUUACAUCAGGAUAUUUUGUGUUUCUUACAGAAGCAAACCAUAGGCUCUUCUUUUUCUUAAAAUUACUUAGAUAACCUGUAUCCGUGAACUGCAUGCUGGAAAAUGCUAUUACCCUAAAUGAUGCUAACCAA
This is a messenger RNA of Nyctereutes procyonoides (raccoon dog), 8097 nucleotides long. RefSeq names its product sodium channel protein type 1 subunit alpha. The record is from RefSeq and is a predicted model, not a curated record. Gene Ontology annotation, cellular component: axon; plasma membrane; voltage-gated sodium channel complex. Gene Ontology annotation, molecular function: voltage-gated sodium channel activity. NCBI's taxonomy places the organism in Eukaryota, Metazoa, Chordata, Mammalia, Carnivora, Canidae. Gene Ontology annotation, biological process: neuronal action potential; sodium ion transmembrane transport; membrane depolarization during action potential. The coding region runs from base 1 to 6030 and encodes 2009 amino acids. The transcript has 26 exons.